Lemur catta (Ring-tailed lemur) is the source of this 1439-nucleotide messenger RNA. It is a transcript of the gene LEPROT, whose product is annotated as leptin receptor overlapping transcript. Gene Ontology annotation, cellular component: endosome. The transcript is spliced from 4 exons. Lineage: Eukaryota; Metazoa; Chordata; Mammalia; Primates; Lemuridae. Gene Ontology annotation, biological process: negative regulation of growth hormone receptor signaling pathway; late endosome to vacuole transport via multivesicular body sorting pathway. The coding region runs from base 95 to 490 and encodes 131 amino acids. The record is from RefSeq and is a predicted model, not a curated record.
UCGGGAUCCGGGGGGCGGCCCCGGGCCGGGCUUGGGCGGGGACCCCGGGCUGAGGCAGGAAGCCGGAAGCAGCGGCGGCCCCAGGUCGAGAGACAUGGCGGGCGUUAAAGCACUCGUGGCAUUAUCCUUCAGUGGGGCUAUUGGGCUGACUUUUCUUAUGCUGGGCUGUGCCUUAGAGGAUUAUGGCGUUUACUGGCCCUUGUUCGUCCUGAUUUUCCACGCCGUCUCCCCCAUUCCCCAUUUCAUUGCCAAAAGAGUCACAUAUGACUCUGAUGCAGCCAGUAGUGCCUGUCGGGAACUGGCAUAUUUCUUCACUACUGGAAUUGUUGUUUCUGCCUUUGGAUUUCCUGUUAUUCUUGCUCGUGUGGCUGUGAUCAAAUGGGGAGCCUGUGGCCUUGUGCUGGCAGGCAAUGCAGUCAUUUUCCUUACAAUUCAAGGUUUUUUCCUUGUAUUUGGAAGAGAAGAUGAUUUUAGCUGGGACCGGUGGUAGCACUUUAUUAUGACAGAAUGCAUUGAAUUUCUUGGCAUUUAUAUUCUAGGUAUAUGUGUGCACAUGUGGCAUUUUACUAUGAAAUUUAAUAUGCUGGGUUUUUUAUACCUUUAUAUCAUGUUCACUUUAAGGAAUACUUCUUGAGUAAAAGAUUAGUUUUUUUUCUCAGCAAAUAGACCUCGCAAGUUUAGAUUAUGUUACUUGUUUGCUGUUCAUAUAAUCAUGGUGCUCUCAGAAAAUAUGUUAGCAGUGUCUUAUAGACAGCUGCUCACAUAUGCAGUGGGUCUAAACCUUUUGCCUGGGGAUGUGCUGUGGGAGGCAGGUGGCCCUGAAGCAGGUCUCUCAUGGCCCAGACAGGCAGAGGUGGCUCCCUCUUUGUGUUGCAGACCCUUGCUUCUCCAAGUGUGGCCCACAGACCAAGAGCAUUGACAUUUCCUGGGAGCUUAUGAGAAAUGCAGAAUCAGAACCCCCUCCUUACCCCCAUUCCAGUACAUUUUGAUGAGAUCCAAGCAAAUCGUACGCACAUUAAGGUUUAAGAAGAGUUGUCAUAGAGGAAGAAAUGUUACACCUAGCUUCCUUGUCUGCCCCCUGGCUGAACCACUUAACCUCUCUGGGUGUUGCCUGCUCAUUUGUAAAAAAUGUCUCACCUGCCCUCAUGUUGAGGAUGGGUUCAGACUCUUGGUGUUGUGAAGUGUUCAAACCUGUAAUAUAGGGUCUGUUCCUCAAAUCUGUGAAAACUCUUCUCGGAAUGGGGAGAUGAUAGUCAAAGGAUGCCAAGCCUCAGUUAGAUAGGAGGAAUAAAUUUUUUUUUUAAGAUCAAUCGCACAGCAUGCUGAGUAUAGGUAAUAAUUGAGUACUGUACAUUUUUCAUAUUGCUAAGAGAGUAAAUUUCCAGUGUUCUCAUCACAAAAAAUGUUAAAUAUUUGAGGUGAUGUUUCUGUUAUUAAUA